This is a messenger RNA of Adineta ricciae, 2223 nucleotides long. The record is from the annotation of a GenBank genome assembly. NCBI's taxonomy places the organism in Eukaryota, Metazoa, Rotifera, Eurotatoria, Adinetida, Adinetidae.
AUGCCUUAUAAACGAAUAACCAGUAGAGAUGUAGCAUUAAUUCCUCAACCUGGUUAUGAUCUAGCCGAAUCAAUCCACUUCAGUCCGGAUGAUAAUAUUAUCACUUAUCUUCGUUCACUGAAUCAAUCAUUAAUUAGGCAAUUGUAUGCAUUUAAUCUACGAACUAAUAGAGAAUUUAUCUAUGCUGCGCCCGAUGAUGAUGCUGAUCAAGUGAUGGAAGAUAAUUUUUCAAUGGAAGAAAAAUUUCGACGUGAACGUCAACGUCAAUUAAUAACUGGCAUAACACGUUAUCAAUGGACAAAAGAUAAAACACAAUGGAUAAUGCUCAUCCCUAUUGCCAGUGAUUUGUAUAUUCAUGACAAAAAAGAACUUCGAUUGCUGGUUAGUGGAACGUACCAGACUCCCAUACUUGAUCCUAAAUUAUCACCUGAUGGAAAAUUCGUUGCAUAUGUUCAAGAUUGUGAACUUUAUUGUAUAUCGACGUUACCAUCGAAUCCGCGUGCUCAACCAAGACAAUUGACAUUUGAUGCACGCAAUUGUCCAAAUAAAACCAAUGGCCUUGCGGAAUUUAUCGCCCAGGAAGAAAUGGAUCGAAAUGAUGGGUUCUGGUGGUCGGAUGAUUCGAGCUUGAUUGCAUUCACUCAAGUUGAUGAAUCAAACGUACCUGUUUUUCGCAUAUCACAUUCAGGUUCUGAUGAUCCUGAAUAUGUGGAAGAACAUCGUUAUCCAUUUACUGGCAAAGAAAAUGUUCGAGUAACUGUCGGUAUCAUCGAUCUCACCAGUAACGAUCAAAAACAUGGGCCAAAUGUACAUUGGGUGGACUUGAGCUCAUUCGAUGACUAUUACAUACCGCGUGUACAAUUCUUUCCUGAUAACUCACUCGCUUUACAGAUAGAAAAUCGUCAGCAAACAAGAUUAGAGUUAUAUCAAUAUGAUCUUCGAAAUCCAUCUAAACUGAAGCGAUUACUCGAAGAAACAAGUCAAUCAUGGAUUAAUCUGCAUGAUCUAUUUUAUACACUGAAGAACACACCUGAACAAUUCAUAUGGGCUAGUGAACGAACCGGUUUUAUGCAUUUAGAGUUGCGCGAUUUACAGACGGGAAAACUAAUCAAACUGUUAACCAGUGGAAACUGGGUCGUGCAGCAAAUUGUUGACAUCGAUGAAACGAACUCCAUUGUUUACUUUUUAGCUAAUCGAGAAACUCCACUUGAAGUUCAUCUAUAUAGUGUCAAUUAUAAGGAUGAAAUACCACAAGUCGAACGAAUUACACAAGAAUCCGGUUGCCAUAUAGUCUAUUGUUUUAAUCAAACAUAUCAAUAUUGCGUAACACAGUGGAAUUCUAUCGACCAACAGCCAAUUAUUAGAUUAUUGGAUGUUAACAAGAAAGAGAUUGUCAAAAUAUUCGAUCAUUUCAUACAAAAACAACAUCCAACCAUAGACCAAUUUCAUUUUAUUAAACCAACUUUAUUUUCUAUACAAAAUCGAAAUAACAAUACACUUUACUGUGCAUUAUAUAAGCCAGAUGAUGAACCAGGCAAAUAUCAAACACCUUAUCCUACAUUGGUAUCCGUUUAUGGAGGGCCACAUCUCCAGCGUGUUGUUAAUUCUUGGUCACUUCGAAGUGAUAUGCGUUGUCAACGUUUAGUGCAAUCGGGUUACGUUGUUUUACGACUCGAUAAUCGUGGUAGUUUGAAUCGUGGUGUCGCUUUCGAAAGUGUAAUAAAAUAUGACAUGGGCCAUUUGGAGCUUGAAGAUCAAAUCGAUGGUGUUCGCCAUCUUAUCAAACAAGGUAUCACCGAUGAGAAUCGUGUUGGCAUAUACGGAUGGUCCUACGGCGGCUACAUGUCUGCGAUGGCCUUAGUUCGUGCAAGUGACGUUUUCAAAUUGGGUAUUGCCGGUGCACCAGUGACACACUGGGAUGGGUAUGAUACUCAUUAUACCGAAAGAUAUAUGGGUACACCUGAAGAAAAUCCAAAUGGAUACGAAGUUUCAAGUGUCAUGUACCAUGUAAAUAAUUUGAAAGGACAUUUGAUGCUUAUACAUGGUCUAAUCGAUGAAAAUGUUCAUUUUCGUCAUACAGCUCGUCUUGUCAACGCAUUGAUACGAGCGAAUAAACCAUACGAAUUAAUUCUAUUUCCUGAUGAACGACACAUGCCGAGAAAACUUGAUGAGCGUAUUUAUAUGGAAGAACGUGUGUUUGAAUAUAUUCGCAAAUAUUUAUAA